AUGCUGGACUGCACAUUUAUGCUGACUCGAAUUCUGUUUGUCUGCUGUUUUUUGAUGGUACAUUGCUCACAACCCAACUGUACAUCUGUGACUGAUUUUGAUGAUUGCCCUGGAAAUAUAACAGAUUUCUGUCCAAGGAAUAUUGUUUGUGCGUGCAAAGAUGGAGAGCCUUUCUGCAAGUGUCCAAAUUUCAGAGGCCAGUGGGGAAAUUACUGGUACAUGGGGGCCAAUUGUCACCAACUCUGGAAUACUCUGGACCUGAUUUUAGUAGCAACAUUGCCUGGAAUAGGACUGGCCUUAAUUGUUGGUGUAGCAAUUCAGAUUACCUACUACUGUAAAGAGAGGUCAAAGAAGAGUGGAGAUCAUCCCAGAGAAGAGAGGAGUUUGUCAGGACUUCAACCUCACUAUAAUUCUGCAUAUGGUUUUGAUGCUGAUAGGAGUCUUCCCGAACCUAAUCGAGGCCAGAAUCCCAGGAGCUCAGCCCAUCAGGGAGCCUUUUCUGGAAGUACAUUCUCUCCAUUCCCACCGUUAUCUAGAGUAAAUUCCAAUUUUGCUGUUCCUGCGCCCAGGGAAGGUGCUAUUUACAACUAUCCAUCUAAUAACUGGGAUCGCUUUCCAGGACCAACUAAACCUGAAAUAAAUUAUGGAAACAAGUAUUCAUCGAACACUCACAUGAAACCAUUUUAUGAAUUUCCCACAUCAGGCGUUCCAAGAGCAGUUUACCUUCCAAAAUAGAGGCACUACAUGGAUACUCAACUUCUGAUGAAUCAAAA
Messenger RNA from Nannospalax galili (Upper Galilee mountains blind mole rat), 773 nucleotides. RefSeq lists its product as uncharacterized. The record is from RefSeq and is a predicted model, not a curated record. NCBI's taxonomy places the organism in Eukaryota, Metazoa, Chordata, Mammalia, Rodentia, Spalacidae. The transcript has 7 exons. The coding region runs from base 1 to 735 and encodes 244 amino acids.